AUGGCACUUCAUAACUAUAUAAGAAGACAUGCCAAACGUGAUUGUCAUUUUGAUGAAAGUGAAGAUGACCUAAAUAGUAUUCAAGGUGAAGAAAUUGAGAUAGAGGUUGAUGCACAACAAGAAGAUGGUCCUGCAACACAAGAAAUGGAGGCAUUGAGAAAUCAUAUAGCCGCAAGUUUAAUGAGUUCAUCUACAUAG
Prunus armeniaca (apricot) is the source of this 198-nucleotide messenger RNA. Lineage: Eukaryota; Viridiplantae; Streptophyta; Magnoliopsida; Rosales; Rosaceae. The record is from the annotation of a GenBank genome assembly.